Messenger RNA from Penicillium daleae, 549 nucleotides. RefSeq lists its product as uncharacterized. NCBI's taxonomy places the organism in Eukaryota, Fungi, Ascomycota, Eurotiomycetes, Eurotiales, Aspergillaceae. The record is from RefSeq and is a predicted model, not a curated record. The transcript is spliced from 3 exons. The coding region runs from base 1 to 549 and encodes 182 amino acids.
AUGGCACAGAGAUCGGAUGAAUCAUCUACUGACCGGAGAAAAGAGUUCACGGCACCGUCAGGCACUGAACCGCAGAAUGCCAAGUUUCAAAGUUUCCUGGUGAUUAGCGAAGCGUCUGAGGAUGUUUCUCGAGGCACCACGAGAGGGGAGAAAGAUGAAAUAGUCGGAGAGGAGAAGGAGAAGGAGACCGGGAAGAUGAGGGGAGGCGACGAAAAUGGAGGAUGCGGGGGAAGUCACCAGUUCCAGCUGCUCUCGACAGGGAAGUAUGGAACGGGAAGUAUCAGUACACGGGAUGGAGGAGAAGCAGGCGCCCAAGGAGAAGUCGCUCGUGCUCGGUCCUUGAUCUCCUACAGCUUGGACCCUUUGGACCAAGUACCUGGUCAGCUACCGACCCAACAGCCCUCUGGUGCCCGAGGGCAUGAGAGAAGACCGCGAACAACCGAAGGCGACUUCCGAAUUGUAGCCGGAUCUGGGCCCUUUGGACCGACUGUUAGCCGCGGGAUCCUGGAUGAGACUGUCCAGGUCCCGGUUCAACGCAGUGGGGAAUAA